Salmo salar (Atlantic salmon) is the source of this 2336-nucleotide messenger RNA. It is a transcript of the gene tslig1, whose product is annotated as tRNA splicing ligase complex subunit 1. Gene Ontology annotation, biological process: tRNA splicing, via endonucleolytic cleavage and ligation. Gene Ontology annotation, cellular component: tRNA-splicing ligase complex. The record is from RefSeq and is marked provisional. NCBI's taxonomy places the organism in Eukaryota, Metazoa, Chordata, Actinopteri, Salmoniformes, Salmonidae.
CAAGUAUACGUUCCAGUCGUUUAGGGUUCAAAUCAACUAAAUAAAUCACAAUGGAUGAUCGUGAGCUUGAUCUCACCGAGUCACAGAAAGAUACCAAGUCGAAAUACCCGCCGAUCAACAAGAAGUAUGAAUAUUUGGACCACACUGCUGAUGUACAGCUCCACUCUUGGGGAGACUCGCUGGAGGAGGCCUUUGAGCAGUGUGCCAUGGCAAUGUUUGGGUAUAUGACAGAUACAGAGACAGUGGAGCCCAUUGACACAGUAGAAGUGGAGUCAGAAGGUGAUGACAUGGAAUCUCUUCUCUUCCACUUCCUAGACGACUGGUUAUUCAAAUUCAGUGCAGAUCUUUUCUUCAUUCCCAGAGAGGUUAAAGUUUUGCACAUUGACAGGAUGCACUUCAAAAUCCGCUCCAUCGGGUGGGGAGAAGAGUUCAACUUGGUCAAGCAUCCACAGGGGACAGAAGUGAAGGCCAUCACUUACUCAGCCAUGCAGAUCCAUGACAUCGACAAGCCCGAGAUCUUUGCCAUCAUUGACAUCUGAGGAUACUACUACUGAGAAACUGUCCCAGAAGGGAACAGGACAAUAGAAACAAACCUAUAUGUGCCUGUGUGAUUGGACAAUUGAUUUAGGUCAACAGCAUAGGCUUUGAAAAUUGACAUUUGAUUAAGGGCAACAGCAUAGGCUUUAAAACUGGAUGAGUGAAGUGUAAUAUUUCCCUGAAUUUGAAUUGUUUACAGACAGAUAUCCAGAGAGAAGCAAACAUCAGCAGCAGCAGAGUAACUGCUCAAGAUACACAACAUGUUCAAAAGUAUGUGGACACCUGCCCGUCAAACAUCUCAUUCCAAAAAUAACGGGCAUUAAUAUGGAGUUGGUCCCCCUUUGUUGCUAUAACAGCCUCCACUCUUCUGGGAAGGUGGCAGAAUCCCUGAGCCGACUAGAUUAAAAGUAUGUCGAUGUGCCCUUGAGCAAGGCACUUAACCCUAGUUGCCCCUGUCAGUCGCUCUGGAUAAAGUGUCUGCUAAAUGACAAACAUUUAAAGGCUUUCUACUAGAUGUUGGAACAUUGCUUCGGGUACUUGCUUCCAUUCAGCCACAAGAGCGUUAGUGAGGUCAGGUACUGAUGUUGGGCGAUUAGGCCUGGCUCGCAAGUAGGCGUUCCAAUUCAUCCCAAAGGUGUUUGAUGGGUUUGUGGUCAGGGCUCUGUGCAGGCCAAUCAAGUUCUUCAGUCUGAACCAUUAUUCCUCCUCCACCAAACUUAACCGUGUGUUCUAUAUCGAGGCAGGUAGCGUUCUCCCGGCAUCCGCCCAACCCAGAUUCGUCUGUCGGACUGCCAGUUGGUGAAGCGUCACUCCAGAUAAUGCGUUUCCAAUGGUGGCGAGCUUUACACAACUCCAGCCGACGCUUGGCAUUGUGCAUGGUGAUCUUAGGCAUGUGUGUGGCUACUUGGCCACGGAAACUCAUUUCAUGAAGCUCCCGACGAACAGUUCUUGUGCUGACGUUGCUUCCAGAGGCAGUUUGGAACUCGGUAGUGAGUGUUGCAACCGACGACAGAUGAUUUUUACGCGCUUCAACACUCGGCGGUCCCGUUCUGUGAGCUUGUGUGGCCUACCACAGCUAGACGUAUCCACUUCACAAUAACAGCAUUUACAGUUGACCGGGGCAGGUAUAGCAGGGCAGAAAAUUGACGAACUGACUUGUUGGAAAAGGUGGCAUCCUAUGACGGUGGCAGGUUGAAAGUCACUGAGCUCUUUAUUAAGGCCAUUCUACUGCCAAUGUUUGUCUAUGGAGAUUGCAUGGCUGUGUGCUCGAUUUUAAACACCUGUCGGCAACGGGUGUGGCUGAAAUAGCCGAAUCCACUAAUUUGAAGGGGUGUCCACAUACUUUUGUAUAUAUAGUGUCACCUGGCUCUUCUCGUAAGUGCUGUAAGGGGUAUUGAUUGAGGAAUGCCAAUAAUUAAGGUUUUUAUUGUUAUUUUUAAGGAUCACAAAUUAAUCCAAAAAGUGUCAAGAGACAGAAUCAUCUAAACAAUUAUGUUACGAAGAUGGCACAAUAAUGUAUGUACUUGUAGGGAUUUUAAAUGAUUUUUUGCUGAGAGACCGUGCAGGGGCUUUGACAGUUUUUUUGUUGUUGUCAUAUGUACUGUAUAUGUACAGCUAGAUAUUUAUUUAAGCAUUUUAGGUGCCACACCUCUCAGAUUAAAAAUACAUCAAACGAUCCAGGCUGGGAUCCACCACAUCACAGACAAAUGCAGUGCUUCGGCCAAGAUGUUUCAUACCGAUUGAAUCAAACACACUAAGGCUUUUUCUGGAGAGUAAAGAUACCUGAGUGAACAUGUUAA